GAUAAGAAAUAUAAGAAAAAAAUUUCGCAUGAAAAAUGUAUAUAAGUAAGUAAGGCUAGUGUGUAUGUAUGCGCGUGUGAAAAGUGGUGAAAGUGCUUUGGCAACGAUAAGCAGCGAAACGAAAAAAAAAUCGAAUAUCACAGCACUCGUUUGGCCUUCGUCGUGUUCGAGGCGAGCGAAAAAAGCAUAAUACUUUGGGAAAGUGUAAGAAAAUAAAGAAUUAAAUAGAAAUUAGCGAAUAAUCAAAGUAGUUAUACUAAAAGCGUAUUUAUUCAAACUGAAAGUAGCAAAAUUAAAGUCGAAAAGUCGUUUUCCAGCGCGCAGCAAUUGGUAGCAAAAACUUUUCUUCAUCUUCGUCUAAAGCAUACUUAUUAAUAUAAAAGCAGCUAUGAGUUCUGGGAUGACUAAUAAUAAAAGUGGCAUACAAAAUAUAGUAGAAAAAAAUAAUAAUUAAAGGUUCAAAGGAGCUAGAGCCGCAGAUUCAGUGAGAUCUACGAGCAGGAGCUUCGUAGAACUGAACUAAGUUAAAUAAGAAAAUAUAAUAGUUCAGAACAAAACCCAGAGCGACCCCACGACUUUUGGCGAGUUCAGAAAGUGGACAUAAGAGAGUAAAGUAAAUCGUAAACAUGGCUCAGUACGGUGGAGCACCCAAUCCUUUCGCUGGAGGUGGUGGCGGCGGCGGCGGCUAUGAACAACAACCCGCUUAUGGCGGCGGUUAUACCCAACAGAUGGGCGGCUAUGAUCAAACAGGUGGUGUUGGCGGUGGUUAUGAUCAAAGCGGCACGGGCUACGAUCAAAGUGGCGGUUAUGAUAAUCAAGCUGGCUAUGGUGGUGGUAUGCCAAAUAUGGGUGGCAUACCCCAACAGCCGUACGGCGUGGCAGCACGUCCACGCGUAGAUGUGGAGGCCACUGGUGAAGUGGAUCCAACACUAUAUCCCGAGGCCAAGGAAUCAACAAACAAAAUUCGUGGACACGCUGAUGUCAUCGAAAUGCUCUUUGGUCCCACUGAACACGAGCUCAUACCGGUGAAAGCUUUCUAUUUCUUCUUUUUUGCCGCUUUCGGUUCACUUUUUCCUCUUAUGGGUGUCUACUUCAAGCAGAUGGGCAUGAAUCCAGGACAGUGUGGUAUUCUAAUUGGCAUGCGACCAUUUGUGGAAUUCUUGUCGGCGCCCUUCUGGGGCUCGUAUGCGGAUCGUUGUCGUCAAGGCAAGAAGUUGUUGUUGGCCUCACUCGCCUGUUGGAUCUUGUUUACGCUGCCUUUAAGCUUCAUCAAACCAGAGGCUGUAAAUUGCAUCGAACGCAAGAACGAAACCGAUUUCGUUUUGACUUUGACGCGAACCAAGCGAGAUUUGUCCGCCUACGAUAUGACCGAUAUGAAUAAGGGGAAUGUUGACAGCUUUGGUACGCAGGCCGCUUUGGAGGGAACAGCAACGAUGCCGGCAAGCGAGGUAGUAGAGCAGUCGCACAGCAGACGCAAGCGUUCGCUGAUACCUCGCAUCGAUGCCGGAAUUUCGCCUAUACACAUCAACUUCGUCAGUAAUUACGAUGACAAACAGCAUCGCGACUAUGUGAGCCCCAUAUUUUCGUCUAUGGUGUAUCGUACGCCGGAUAUACAGAAAGCUUUCUUCCUGCUCUUACUUGUCAUCCUCAUUGGGGAGUUCUUUAGCGCUCCAGCCAUCACACUCGCCGACUCUGCUGUCAUCACAUUGCUCGGUGACGAUGCGGACAAAUAUGGUCAUCAGCGCAUGUUCGGCUCACUUGGCUGGGGUAUUUCCAUGUUUGUAGUCGGUAUUGUGCUCGAUCAUUCCACACGCUUCUCACAUCAUCCUUGCGGCGCCGGCCAUAUGGAGAAGAAUUACAAUAUAUGUUUUGCUAUCUUUUCGAUUUUAAUGACCUGUGCCAUCGCCUCCGCUUCGAAAAUCACUUUUAAAUACGAUCCACUCGAUAUCGAGCAACCGGUUGAGAAUCCAGUUGCCACUGCUAAUAAACAAGCGGAGGACGAAAGCAUGGCUGAGUUGGCUGCACAAUUGAAUUUACCCUCGUUGGCGGUGGGUAGCGGAUCGGCGGUGGUGGGUAAGGCUCCUCAAGCUGCGGUUGGCGCGCAAUCGACUAUGUUUGCACAAACUACCAAGGAAAUGCCCGAAUGGCUGACUGUGUUGACACACUUUAAGGAUAUGAAGACAAUAUCGUUUCUCUUCGUCGCCUGGUUCAUGGGAUUUGGCAUUGGUCUGAUAUUCACCUUCCUCUUCUGGCAUUUGCAAGACUAUGGCGGCACACCAACACUCUUCGGUGUUGCCUCUGUGAUUAACCACGUGUCCGAGAUUUUCGCUUACUUUUACAGCUUUCGCUUCAUAGCAAAAAUCGGUCACAUUAAAGUGUUGUGCUUAGGCUUAAUCGGCAACGUGCUGCGCUUCCUGUACAUUUCCUAUGCGACCAAUCCGUGGAUGGUGUUACCGUUCGAGUUAAUGCAAGGCGUUACACAUGCUGCCGUCUGGGCUGCUUCUUGUUCGUAUAUUGCGCAUAGCACACCAAAACAUUUGAGAGCUUCGGCACAGGGCGUACUGCAGGGUAUACAUCAUGGCUUGGGACGCGGCUGUGGCGCUAUCAUUGGCGGUAUGUUUGUCACAUACUAUGGCACUACGAAAACAUUCCGCGGUUACGGCUUGUCGUGCCUUGUGGUCUUGGGUAUCUUCAUUUUCGUGAACUUCUAUCGCAAAGACCAGGGCUUCAUCUCCGACCUGCCACCAACGGAGGAUCCGCGACAGGUGGCGGAGGAGACCUCACAUCUGGCGCCACAUGGUGUGCCCAGUAAUCCGAUACCACGUGCUCUGUCUAAUGCCCGUCUGAAUGAGAUGAAUCCAAAUGGUGGCACCGGCAAUAGCUAUGGUACUUAUCAGACCACGGGCGGUAAUCUCGAUAUACCCGGCGCAAAUCCACAUAAUCCCUUCGCGCAGUAAAGGGUUUACAAGAUGACACACGAACGACUAACUGGUCAUAAGGGAAAGAGAGAGGGAGAAAGGAAGAAAAGAGCAGGAGUAGGAAAGUGAAAAGAGAAAGAG
Molecule: messenger RNA, 3059 nt
Organism: Ceratitis capitata (Mediterranean fruit fly)
Lineage: Eukaryota; Metazoa; Arthropoda; Insecta; Diptera; Tephritidae
Gene: jef
Product: major facilitator superfamily domain-containing protein 6
Exons: 6
Coding region: 627-2957 (776 amino acids)
Cellular component (GO): membrane
Source: RefSeq, a predicted model, not a curated record